Messenger RNA from Myotis brandtii (Brandt's bat), 4931 nucleotides. It is a transcript of the gene CNTN3, whose product is annotated as contactin 3 (plasmacytoma associated). Bases 75 to 3065 code for a protein of 996 amino acids. The transcript is spliced from 22 exons. Gene Ontology annotation, biological process: cell-cell adhesion; brain development. Gene Ontology annotation, molecular function: cell-cell adhesion mediator activity. The record is from RefSeq and is a predicted model, not a curated record. NCBI's taxonomy places the organism in Eukaryota, Metazoa, Chordata, Mammalia, Chiroptera, Vespertilionidae.
AAGGGUUUACCUGAAGACAAACCACCCUGUUCAUCAGAGACUGGACCAGAGUUCCUCCCUGUGGGCAAUUAAAGAUGCUGUUGUCAUGGAAACAGCUGGUCCUGCUGUCAUUCAUUGGCUGCCUAGGAGGUGAGCUGCUCUUACACGGCCCCGUGUUCGUCAGCGAGCCCAGCGACAGCAUGGUCCCCGUCGGUGCUGAGGACAAGAGAGUCACUUUCAACUGCGAAGCGAGAGGCAACCCUUCCCCUCAGUACAGAUGGCAGCUGAACGGAAGCGAUAUUAACCUGGCCGUGGAGUCUCGUUACGAGCUGAACGGAGGAGACCUGGUGGUCAUUAACCCCCACAGGGAUCGGGACUCAGGGAGUUAUCAGUGCUUCGCUACGAAUCCGCUCGGAACCAUCGUCAGCAGAGAAGCAAAGCUGCAGUUUGCCUAUCUCGAAAACUUUAAAACCAGAAUGCGAAGUGCGGUGUCGGUGCGCGAAGGCCAGGGCGUGGUCUUGCUGUGCGGCCCCCCGCCUCACGCUGGAGAACUAUCCUAUGCAUGGAUCUUCAAUGAAUACCCUUCCUUUGUUGAGGAGGAUGGCCGGAGGUUCAUCUCUCAGGAGACAGGCCACCUCUACGUAGCCAAGGUGGAGCCGUCCGACGUCGGGAACUACACGUGCGUGGUGACGAGCGUGGUGACCGCCGCCAGGGUGCUGGGCUCCCCGACGCCGCUGAUGCUGCGCGCCGACGGUGUGAUGGGCGAAUAUGAACCUAAAAUAGAAGUUCAGUUUCCAGAAACUCUUCCGGCCGCGAAAGGGUCCACCGUGAGGCUGGAAUGCUUCGCCCUCGGGAACCCCGUGCCCCGGAUCACUUGGAGGAGGAGUGACGGGCGGCCUUUCCCCAGUAAAAUUAACUUCCGGAAAUUCGGAGGUGUGCUCGAGAUCCCCGGCUUCGAACAGGAGGACGCAGGCUCCUACGAGUGCCUCGCCGAGAAUUCCCGGGGGAGAAACGUGGCCCGGGGGCGUCUCACUUACUACGCAAAGCCUCACUGGGUCCAGCUCAUCGGCGACGUGGAGGCCGCGGUGGAGGAGAGCCUGCGCUGGGAUUGCCGGGCCGGCGGGAAGCCCAAGCCCUCCUACCGGUGGCUGAGGAACGGGGAGGCCCUGGCGCUGGAGGAGCGGAUCCAGCUGGAGAACGGCGCCCUGAGCAUCGUGAACCUGAGCGUGGCGGACGCGGGCAUGUUCCAGUGCGUGGCAGAGAACAAGCACGGCCUCGCCUACUCCAGCGCCGAGCUCCGGGUGCUGGCCUCCGCUCCGGACUUCUCCGCGACUCCCAUGAAGAAGCUGGUGCGGGCGCAGGUGGGCAGUGUGGUGGGCCUGGACUGCCGACCACGAGCCGCCCCCCGGGCCGUGUGCUCCUGGAAAAGAGGCGAGGUGACCGUGCGGGAGGAUGGAAGAAUUUCUUUCCUAAAAGAUGGAGGGCUCAGCAUCGCCAGUGUGACGAAGGCCGACGCUGGGACGUACACCUGCUUCGCAGAAAACCAGUUCGGGAUGGCCAGUGGCUCCACGCGCCUGGUGGUCACAGACCCCACGAGAAUAACGCUGGCACCAUCGAAUAUGGACGUGUCCGUGGGCGAGAGCGUGGUGCUGCCCUGCCAGGUGCGGCACGACCCCCUGCUGGACGUCGAGUUCACCUGGUACUUCAACGGGGCGCUCGCCGACUUCCAGAAGGACGGCUCUCACCUGGAGAAGGUGGGCGGGAAGCUGGCAGUGAUUGUGGAACCGCAGGGUUCCCCCGGGCCACCAGGAAACGUGCAGGUGGAAGAGAUUACAGACACAACAGCCCAGGUGUCCUGGACAGAAGGCACCGACAACCACAGCCCCAUCACCUCCUAUUCCGUCCAGGCGAGGACCCCUUUCUCCGUGGGCUGGCAGGCCGCCAGGACAGUGCCCGAGGUCAUUGAUGGGAAUACACACACUGCCACUGUAGUCGAGUUAAACCCAUGGGUGGAGUACGAAUUUCGGGUUGUAGCCAGCAACAGAAUCGGAGGUGGAGAACCCAGUUUGCCCUCAGAAAAAGUAAGAACUGAAGAGGCAGUCCCUGAAGUGCCUCCUUCCGAGGUCAGUGGGGGAGGCGGAAGCCGGUCCGAACUGGUGAUAACUUGGGAGCCGGUCCCCGAGGAGCUGCAGAAUGGCGAGGGCUUUGGGUACGUCGUCGCCUUCCGCCCCCUGGGAGUCACCACCUGGAUCCAGACCGUGGUCACGUCCCCCGACGCCCCACGAUACGUGUUCAGGAACGAGAGCAUCGUGCCCUUCGCGCCGUACCAAGUGAAAGUGGGCGUUUACAACAACAAGGGCGAAGGCCCGUUCAGCCCCGUGGCCACCGUGUUCUCGGCAGAGGAAGAACCUACAGCGGCUCCAGCUCACGUCUGGGCCCACAGCCUGUCCUCCUCGGAAAUUGAGGUGUCCUGGAGCGCCAUCCCGUGGAAGCUGAGCAGUGGCCAUCUCCUCGGCUACGAGGUGCGGUACUGGACCAGCGGAGAGGAGGGCUCGCCGCGCAGAGUGAAGGUGGUGGCAGGGGAGACCGCGGCCCGGCUCCACGGCCUGAGGAGCCACCUGGUCUACCACGCAGCCGUCCGGGCUUACAACAGCGCGGGUGCCGGGCCCUUCAGCGCCACGGUGAAUGCCACCACCAAGAAGACGCCGCCCAGCCAGCCGCCGGGAAACGUGGUCUGGAACGCCACGGAUGCCAAGGUGUUCCUGAGCUGGGAGCAGGUCAGAGCCAUGGAGAACGAGUCGGAAGUGACGGGGUACAAGGUGUUCUACAGGACUAGCGGCCAGGGCGGCCUGCAGGUGCUGAGCACAAACCGAACGUCGGCCGAGCUGCGGCUGCCCGUCCAGGAGGGAUACGUCGUCCACGUCCGGGCCACGACGGCCGGAGGGGACGGGGCCAGCAGCGCGCCCGUCAGGAUCCCGAGGAGAACCAGUUCGGACGCCAGGGGCUCCCCGUCGGCCAUCGCCAACGUCCACCCCGUGUCACGCUACCUGCCGGCAGUCCUGUGCGUGGCUCAUGCCCUGUGGUGAUAGCAACUCUUUUUUACUAUUUACUGCAAGUUAAUUGGUUACAAAAAAAAAAAAGUGCUUUCAUGAAAUGCAGUGAUUAUGCAUGGUUUCCCCCCACCCCCAACUCUGUAUUUUUAACUUUCUACGCAGGUAAAAUACAAAUAUAAUUCAAAGACAAGCAGUACAUCCUUUUAGGGGAAUCUGAAAUGCCUUAAUACUUGAUAAACCAAAGGACUUUAUAUAUAUUAUGUAUUUCAGACUUUUGAUACAGAGGGUAUCCCCCCAAAAUUCAACACACACGUUGAAUAACUAUCAAGGCGGUGUUUAUUAAAAUACAUUUCAUUCUCAAAAUGGAGCUAUGGGCUGUGGAAGGGGGGACACCCUAGAGGUGUCUGUAAGCGAUGGUUCUACACACUGCCUGUGGGUGAAGACGCCCAUCCUCCCACGCAGACACGCGUCUGUUUGUUGUGUCUUUUAUUCAUGCAGAGAAGCUCAUUGAGUCCAAAAGUUAGGUUCCCCGCCAGAGCAGCAGUGCUUGGGAGAGUUGGUCAGUGUUAUUUCGAAGGGGUCAAAAACGCCUUUAGAAACUGCCCUGUCCUGAAGAGGGCGCCUGGGAUUCGAAGGAGGGUUGGAAAAUGCUGCCCUGGGGGCCCCAGGGGGGCUGUUUGGCCCCAGUGUCCUAGGGAGGGGGUGGGAUUCUUCCCACCCCACUUUACCCAAAACUCAUCUGUAAACCGUGGGGACCGUCACACCCCCCCCUUACCUGCCUCGGCCCCGGGAAGGACUUGGAACAGAGAAGGAAGGAGGCGUGAGCGGGGCUGCCCGCGCUGUGCAGACCGCAGUGCGAGUGUGUUUACAGCAGAUGCGGGGACCGCGGCGUUUUCACAGCCCGCAGCCCAUUCCAGAGCGGGCUUUUGUUUCAUUCAAAGACGCUGUGAAAUUGGAAGGUUCACACUUUCUCCUCAAAUAUUAAAAAAAUAAUAAUAAGCAUGACUUGUGUCCUUCACGCCUAGGAACAAGUUGCAGCUUUUAUUAAAACCCCGUGGGCAAGAGAAGGAAGGACCUGAAUCUCAACCCAGACAUUAAACAAAAUCCACACGGCUUUUCAUUUCCAAUGUCGGGUUCCAUUAAGAGGCCCUCUCUUUUUUGGGGUGACAGAGACGGGCUUUUUUUUUUCUUAAAUGAAAUCCAACGGUCUAUCUGAGAGAGUCGGGCAGGCUUUUUCGUUCCUGCGGUAAAUUUGUAAUAGAGCCGGGCGAGGCUGCUGACUCUGAUGUGUGCGGUUUUCAAAGGCUUUUCAAGGACGCGACUUCAGAGCAAUAUGCAGAGAAUAACGUGAAAUCCGCAGAUUGAGUGUCAGACGAGGCAAAAACAAUUUUUUACCUCUCUCUCUUUUUUUUUAACCAAUUUCACAUUUUGCAGAAACUUGUUCUUCUCUGCAGAAUUCUCAGAAUUUGAAGCCAACAGUUUCAUGUACCAGAAAGCAUAAAGCCUUGCUUUUACGUUUAGAAAUUUCAUUUAAGAUAAAGUCGUCCUACGCAGAGGAGAAGAAUAUUUAUAACUCUCUCCGCAAGGUCUGUAUAUACUGUAAAUACCGAGGAAAAUCUAACCAUUGCUCCUUCAGUCAAAAACAGAGGCCGCGCUCUCUCCAGUACCUGUAUGUGCAGCCCCACGUGAUGGAGCGGUACCUCUUUAUGACGUAGUGAUUCCUAUGCUUCCAUUUUCAACACGAUUGCUCUGUGUCUAUGGCGUUUCUAGCAAGAUAUCUCCAUGAGAUUUGUACAUUGUUUCAUAUUGAAAAGUAUAAAAAGUAUCUUUACAUUUCUGUGUGUGUAUCCUAUGGUUAUCUGUAUGUAUUCUUUUCUAUCAUUCUAAUAAAAUUUAUAA